Terrapene triunguis (Three-toed box turtle) is the source of this 4724-nucleotide messenger RNA. RefSeq names its product protein tyrosine phosphatase non-receptor type 21 (gene PTPN21). Gene Ontology annotation, cellular component: cytoskeleton. The transcript is spliced from 18 exons. The record is from RefSeq and is a predicted model, not a curated record. Gene Ontology annotation, molecular function: protein tyrosine phosphatase activity. Gene Ontology annotation, biological process: protein dephosphorylation. The coding region runs from base 21 to 3581 and encodes 1186 amino acids. NCBI's taxonomy places the organism in Eukaryota, Metazoa, Chordata, Testudines, Emydidae.
AUCACUGUCUGUGGGGAAAGAUGCCGUUACCUUUUGGGCUCAAAUUGAAACGAACUCGACGUUACACAGUGUCCAGCAAGAGCUGCUUGGUGGCCCGCAUCCAGCUGCUCAACAAUGAAUUUGUGGAGUUCACUCUUUCUGUGGAGAGCACCGGCCAGGAAAGUCUGGAAGCUGUGGCUCAGAGACUCGAACUGCGGGAGAUUACUUAUUUCAGUCUGUGGUAUUACAAUAAGCAGAACCAGCGCCGGUGGGUAGAUUUGGACAAGCCUCUAAAAAAGCAACUGGACAAAUAUGCUUUGGAGCCGACGGUAUAUUUUGGAGUGGUGUUUUAUGUGCCUACUGUUUCUCAGCUUCAGCAGGAGAUUACCAGAUACCAGUAUUAUUUGCAAUUGAAGAAAGAUAUCUUGGAGGGAAACAUUCCUUGCACAUUAGAGCAAGCAAUUCAUCUGGCUGGCUUAGCUGUUCAAGCUGACUUUGGAGACUACGAUCAGUAUGAAUCUCAGGAAUUUCUACAAAGAUUUGCCUUGUUUCCUGUGGAUUGGUUACAAGAGGAAAAAGUCCUGGAGGAAGCAACACAGAAAGUGGCCCUGCUGCAUCAAAAGUACAGAGGCCUUACACCUCCUGAUGCAGAAAUGUUAUAUAUGCAAGAGGUAGAGAGAAUGGAAGGCUAUGGUGAAGAGAGCUACCCUGCAAAGGACAGCCAGGGAAGUGACCUAUUCAUUGGGGCAUGUCUUGAUGGUAUCUUUGUGAAACACAAAAAUGGCCGGCCUCCUGUUAUAUUUCGAUGGCAUGAUAUUGCCAAUAUGUCCCACAACAAGUCCUUUUUUGCAUUAGAACUGGCAAAUAAAGAAGAGACAAUCCAGUUCCAAACUGAGGACAUGGAAACCGCAAAAUAUGUGUGGAGGAUGUGUGUGGCCAGACACAAAUUUUACAGACUAAAUAAAUGUAGCCUACAAACCCAGGCUGUUACAGUGAAUCCAGUUAGAAGGAGGUCCUCUUCCAGGAUGUCUCUGCCCAAGCCACAGCCUUACAUGAUGCAACCACCACCUCCUCUACAUUACAAUGGACACUACACGGAACCAUAUACAUCGUCCCAAGAUAACCUUUUUGUGAACAAGCAGAAUGGAUACUACUACCACUCUCAGACUAGCUUGGAUAGAGCUCCACAUGACUACAAUGGCAGAAUUCGCAAUGGGAGUGUCUAUAGUGCACACAGCACAAACUCUUUGAAUAACCCACAGCACUACUUGCAGCCAUCUCCCAUGUCCUCUAACCCAAGCAUUACUGGAAGCGAUGUCCUGAGACCUGAUUAUGUUCCGUCGCAUCGACAUAGUGCGCUAAUACCACCUUCUUAUCGGCCUACACCAGAUUAUGAAACUGUAAUGAGACAGCUUAACAGAGGAAUGAUACACACAGAUAGGCAGAGUCAUUCUAUGAGAAAUCUUAACAUCAGCAAUUCAUAUGCCUACAGUAGGCCUGAUGCUCUGGUCUAUAGCCAACCUGAAAUCCGAGAACAUGCUCACUUCACCUCCCCCCAAUCUAAUCACUAUCCUUUUAACCUGAGUUACAGUUUUCAUAGCCAGUCUCCCUACCCAUACCCUGCUGAACGGCGUCCAGUUGUUGGAGCAGUUAGUGUCCCUGAGCUAACAAAUGUGCAGCUUCAGGCUCAGGAGUAUCCAGCACCAAACAUCAUGAAGACCCAGGUCUAUCGACCUCCUCCCCCUUACCCAUACCCAAGACCUGCAAACAGUACCCCAGACCUUUCCCGACAUCUUUACAUUAGCAGCAGCAAUCCAGAUCUCAUCACGCGGCGAGUCCACCAUUCUGUUCAGACGUUUCAGGAAGACAGCCUGCCUGUUGCACAUUCCCUUCAGGAAGUGAGUGAGCCCUUAACAUCUGCACGGCAUGCUCAGCUACAGAAAAGGAACAGUAUUGAAAUAGCUGGACUUACCCACAACUUUGAAGGCAUAAGAAUUAAAGAGCGGACCAUGUCAGCUUCUGCUGCAGAUGUGGCCCUUCCAAGGGUCAUGUUGGCAGGAUCACAGCCCAGCGUUUUCAUAGAGAGAACAAAGCAAGAAGAAAAUAAGGAGCAAGAAGAAAGUUUGAACUGUGAUCAUAAGAAGUCUCUUUCAGAUGCCACUAUGCUGAUUCACAGCAGCGAGGAAGAGGAAGAAUUUGAAGAAGAAAACAAAGCUAGUACAACUCUGACUCCUCUCACUGAUGAUCAAACCCAGCUUUCUGCUAUUAUGGGUGGUUAUCCUCAUGAAUCCUUACUAAGUUACCCCUACAGUUCUGUUGCUUCACCUCCUGGCCCUUUGCAUAUCCUUGAGCCUAAGUUACAUAUUUCGGAGACGGAAAAGAGGAUAAAAGAUGUGAGCCCAGUACACUUAAUGGCUGAAACCCAGGUGCAGAGAAGAGGUGAAGGAUUGCUGAUUCCGUCUAUGUCAGAAUCUGACCUUACGACGUCGGGAAGGUACAGAGUGAGAAAGGAUUCUCUAAAGAAGAGACCCGUCUCUGAUCUUCUGUCAGGGAAGAAGAAUAUAGUGGAAGGUCUUCCCCCUUUAGGAGGUAUGAAAAAGAAUAGAACGGAUGCAAAAAAAAUAGGGCCUCUGAAGCUAGCUGCCCUAAAUGGACUAACCUUGUCUCGAAUGCCUUUGCCAGAUGAGGGUAAAGAAGAGCCGACCAGAGCGACAAAUGAUGAACGGUGUAAAAUUCUAGAACAACGGCUGGAACAGGGAAUGGUGUUUACUGAGUAUGAGCAGAUUCAAAAGAAAAGGCUCAUAGAUGGAGAGUGCUCAAUAGCUCGGCUCCCUGAAAAUGCAGAGAGAAACAGGUUCCAGGAUGUCCUUCCCUAUGAUGAUGCCAGAGUGGAGCUGGUCCCAACCAAAGAAAACAACACUGGCUAUAUCAAUGCAUCCCAUAUCAAGGUCUCUGUCAGUGGCAUUGAGUGGGACUAUAUUGCUACACAGGGCCCUUUGCAGAAUACAUGUCAGGAUUUCUGGCAGAUGGUGUGGGAACAAGGGAUUGCCAUUAUAGCAAUGGUGACAGCAGAAGAGGAGGGUGGGCGAGAAAAGAGCUUCAGGUACUGGCCCCGACUUGGCUCAAGGCACAACACUGUCACCUAUGGGAGAUUUAAGAUUACUACACGAUUCCGGACAGACUCUGGCUGCUAUGCAACUACAGGCUUGAAGAUCAAACACCUUCUCACAGGGCAGGAGAGAACAGUUUGGCAUCUGCAGUACACUGACUGGCCAGAGCAUGGGUGCCCAGAGGAUCCCAAGGGAUUUCUGUCGUACUUGGAGGAGAUACAGUCAGUGCGGCGCCAUACAAACAGCACAGCAGAUCCUAAAAGCUCUAACCCUCCUGUACUGGUGCACUGCAGCGCAGGUGUAGGAAGAACGGGAGUGGUCAUAUUGUCAGAGAUCAUGAUUGCCUGUUUGGAACACAAUGAGAUGCUGGACAUCCCAAGAGUGCUGGACAUGCUGAGGCAGCAGAGGAUGAUGAUGGUGCAGACUCUCUGUCAAUACACUUUUGUCUAUGGAGUUCUUAUUCAGUUCCUUAAAAGUUCUAGGCUUAUAUGACGCCCACCACUUCCUGUGGGACUGAAUCAUCUCAAGAGUUUAUAAAAGGAGAAUUGCAGUUGUCCAGACAGACUUGCCUUUCUGGUGUUUUCCUCAAUAGAUAACUCAUGCAGAGUUACCUUUUUGGCAUGGUGUGGGGAUAUUAAAUGCAAGUGCAAGGUGUCAACCUUUGCAAAGCAAGAUAUUGACUGGACUAACUUCAGCUAUGUUAGGAAGGUUCUAACAUAACACAACUGUGCUCUUGUGAAGUACCUGCCCACUUUCUUGAGAUUGUGUUACUCUGGGUAAAUUAACUGUCAACUUUACCAAAACUACACUGGGCAAUUUUGGAAAUAACCUAUGGUUUUUUAAGUCUAAAUUGCUUUUUUAAAAACAGAGCAUUAGCUCUGAGCAUGGAAAAAAUAUCUGUAGAGUUGCAUAGCGAGGGGCAUGACGGCCCCAUUGGAAUGCCAAGGUCUUAAGUAGUCUCACUCUACUUUCCAUUUUGUAUUUAAAACAAUGCUAAUAUAUUUUUUAAAAUAGACUUGGUUUCUUCUGGUUCAUUUAGCAGAACCAGCAGCUGCUAGAAACCUAAAAACAUCAGGACAGUUAUUUUUCUAUUCAACAAAUUUAAUUUUUUUAGUCUUCAAAGAGCUAUACAUUUGUAAACAGCACAAGUUUUCAGAGAAGAGCAGAAACGAAGACACUCAAAUUAACUUUUCAGGAUUUGUACAAAAGUGAAAAGUACAAGAGGAAACUGUUGGUACCUGUAGAGUUCCAGGUAGUAGAAUCAGCAAGAGAAAAGUCUUGUUACCUGCAGAGUGCUAGGUAAUAAAAUAGGCAAGUAGAAGGCAUUGUUGCCUACACAUUUCUAGGUGACAUAAAUGGUAAGAGAGAGGCACAGUUACCUACAGAGUUGUAGGUAAUAAUCUGCAAGGGGAAGAGGUUAUUGUCAAUGGUUUUAGGUAAAAGUAAAUGAACAAGAGAAGGUCAGUUACCUACAGGAUUCUAGGUAACAAAAUGGACAAGAGGAGGUAUAUAUUCAGUAUUAUUCAUAUAUUUAGAGGACAGUUUGAUUUUACUGGUUGAAAUCGAAGUGGAUGCAAAUGAUGUUUUAAGCACUUUUUUUUUUGCUCUCUUAUUUAUAUAGCUAAGCAUAUAAAC